CCAGCGUUGCAUGGUGGGGUCGUGGCCUGGACGGACCCUCCCAAGCCCCCCAAACCCUCUCCCCAUCCGUCUUCCUCGUGCUCUCCGCCCCUCCCCUCCCCUCCCCUCCCCUCCUUAUACGCCCCCGCCCCGAGCUCUCCUCCCCCAUUCCGCCGCAUUGCGUCGCGCACACGGGCAAGCGGGGACAGCCGGCAGCAGAUCUUCCAGACAGAGGAGAUGGCGGCCGCGUCCUUCACCGCCGCCAAGUUCCUGGCGCCGGCGGCGGCCAGAUCCGGCGGCGACCGGGCGCGGCCCUUCCCCGCGCCGUCCGCGUCCUCCAUGCGCCCGCUCCGCCACAGGCCGGCCCGGCGCCUGGGCUCCGUCCUGGCCGUCUCCUCCGACGUGCUCAAGGCCGCGCCCGCCGCCGCCGCGUACCCGGCGGUGACCCGGGAAGAGGCGUUGGAGCUGUACGAGGACAUGAUCCUCGGCCGGAACUUCGAGGACAUGUGCGCGCAAAUGUACUACCGUGGCAAGAUGUUUGGUUUCGUCCAUCUUUACAACGGGCAGGAGGCCGUCUCCACCGGCUUCAUCAAGCAGCUGAACCAACCUGACUGUGUUGUUAGCACGUACCGUGACCACGUCCACGCGCUGUCCAAGGGUGUCCCGGCCCGUGCAGUCAUGGCCGAGCUCUUUGGCAAGGCCACUGGCUGCUGCCGCGGACAGGGUGGUUCCAUGCACAUGUUCUCUGAGCCCCACAACCUCCUUGGAGGCUUUGCCUUCAUUGGAGAGGGCAUCCCUGUCGCCACUGGCGCUGCCUUUGCCGCCAAGUACCGCCAUGAGGUGCUCAAGCAGUCUAGCCCUGACGGGCUUGAUGUCACGCUUGCAUUCUUUGGGGACGGUACCUGUAACAACGGCCAGUUCUUUGAGUGCCUGAACAUGGCUCAGCUGUGGAAGCUUCCGAUUAUUUUUGUUGUGGAGAACAACCUAUGGGCAAUCGGGAUGUCUCACCUCAGGUCUACUUCAGAUCCCGAGAUCUGGAAGAAGGGCCCGGCAUUCGGAAUGCCUGGUGUACAUGUCGAUGGGAUGGAUGUCCUGAAGGUCAGGGAGGUGGCUAAGGAGGCAAUUGACAGGGCCAGGAGAGGUGAAGGACCAACUCUAGUGGAAUGUGAAACUUACCGGUUCAGAGGCCACUCUCUUGCUGAUCCAGAUGAACUCAGGAGGCCUGAUGAGAAAUCUCACUACGCUGCAAGGGACCCCAUCACAUCCCUAAAGAAGUACAUCAUCGAGCAGAACCUCGCGUCCGAAGCCGAGCUGAAGAGCAUCGAGAAGAAGAUUGACGACGUCGUGGAAGAGGCCGUGGAGUUCGCUGACGCGAGCCCGCUCCCCCCACGGAGCCAGCUGCUGGAGAACGUGUUUGCCGAUCCCAAGGGCUUCGGCAUAGGCCCCGACGGCAAGUACAGGUGCGAGGACCCGAAGUUCACGCAAGGCACAGCGCAAGUCUAAGGGCCGCUGCUGCAGAAGCAGCUUGUUUACGCCUUGUUUCUCAUGCACUACCUCUCUAGCUACCCCGCCCCUAGUUUUGUCGAUCCCGCUGUCGAUUUCUUGUGUUGUUAGAGGUCAUCUAUCACUGUAAUUCAUUGCUCGCUGUGCUACCGCGCGGCGGCUGAUGCCCCCAGUUUUUUUUUACCCAAGAAAAUGUUCACCAGUCCAGUUGUUGUUCUACAGUAACUCUACAUCUGUCUGGUUUGUAGUAAUUGGUACAGAUAUUGGAAGAGAUGUGAAACAUGAUAGUAUCUGUUGAAACUGCUCUA
Triticum aestivum (bread wheat) is the source of this 1790-nucleotide messenger RNA. RefSeq names its product pyruvate dehydrogenase E1 component subunit alpha-3, chloroplastic. Gene Ontology annotation, biological process: pyruvate decarboxylation to acetyl-CoA. Lineage: Eukaryota; Viridiplantae; Streptophyta; Magnoliopsida; Poales; Poaceae. The record is from RefSeq and is a predicted model, not a curated record. The transcript is spliced from 3 exons. The coding region runs from base 217 to 1482 and encodes 421 amino acids. Gene Ontology annotation, molecular function: pyruvate dehydrogenase (acetyl-transferring) activity. Gene Ontology annotation, cellular component: intracellular membrane-bounded organelle.